Molecule: messenger RNA, 1638 nt
Organism: Episyrphus balteatus (marmalade hoverfly)
Lineage: Eukaryota; Metazoa; Arthropoda; Insecta; Diptera; Syrphidae
Gene: Rad17
Product: cell cycle checkpoint protein RAD17
Exons: 7
Coding region: 102-1601 (499 amino acids)
Biological process (GO): DNA damage checkpoint signaling; mitotic DNA replication checkpoint signaling; DNA repair
Molecular function (GO): chromatin binding
Source: RefSeq, a predicted model, not a curated record
UACAACAAUAAAUGAACUGUCAAAAAUUGUUUACUAGCUAGUAAAGUUGAUAGUUUACCAUUUCAAUUUUCAAAAAACUAUAAAAAUUAAUUAAAAAAGUUAUGUCCACCAAAAGGCCAAAAUGGGUAAAAUCAGUAUUUUCCGAAGAUCUCUCAUCUUCAACAGAUUCAGAAAAUCCACCAAAGAAAACCCGUAGUUCCUCAUCUUUAUCCAAUGAAUCGACUUCUUUUAAUUUCAAAACCCCUUCAGCAAACGACAGUGCCAUUUCAAAUAAAGAAUCAAAUAAAAUUGAAUCUCUUGUUCAGUCUGCCAACUGGAUUGAAUGUUUUGAACCCAAAACAAUCGAUGAUCUUGCUGUUCAUGCAAAAAAGAUUCAAGAAGUUCAAGAUUGGAUGCAGCAUUGUGAUAUUAUGAAAAAGAAGAAAUUCCCAGCUCAAAUAUGCCUAAUUACUGGUCCAGCUGGUUCUGGCAAAACAGCAACUAUCAAAGUUCUAGCUAAAAUCAUGAGAUACCAAGUUGUUGAAUGGAUAAAUCCCAUUGACUCGGAUAAUAUAACAACACUUGGUGAUCAAGUAGACUCAUAUGCUCAAUCCCAAGUGGAAUUGUUCAAGAGUUUUCUAUUUCGAUCGUCACGUUAUAAAUCGGUUUUGGAUAGUUGUGAAAAACGAUUGAUUCUUGUAGAAGAUUUUCCCAAUUGUUUUAUUAAAGAUUCAACUGGAUUUAAUGAUGUUUUAGAAGACUAUUUGAAAUAUGGAAAAUCUGCUUUGGUAUUCGUUGUGACCGAUUCCAAAAGUAAGAAAUUGAAUAUUAGUUAUAAUCUCUUUUCGGAUGCUGUUAAGGCUCAAUUCCAUAUUAACCAUAUAAGUUUCAAUCCAGUUUCGACUACGUUAAUGAAGAAGGCUCUUAAACGAAUAUGUACUCUGAUGGGAGGUGAAAGUUUUAGAAAACUAUAUAGAGUACCAUCGGUGGAUUUGGUUGAUUCCAUUGGUAUGGCUGCACAGGGUGACAUGCGAAAUGCCCUGAUUAAUCUACAUUUCGGAUCACUCAAAGGUGCUCCAAAUCUCAAAACUGAUACUCUCAAAACAUCUUCUCAAUCGAAGACUAAAAGCAAAACUCAAAAGAAGCUCUCAUCAGUUGGUCGUGAUGAAACGAUAACAUUGAUGCAUGCUCUUGGCCGAGUUUUUAAUCCAAAAUAUAUCGAUGGAACUAAACAAUUACUACAUUCACCUGAAGACAUUGCCAGUGCAUUUUCCACUGAACCAAAGAGUUUUACCAAUUUUGUUCAUACCAAUUAUCUUGGUCAUUUUGCUGAUAUUGAAAAUGUUUUAGCUGCAUCUGAUGCAUUGAGUAUUAGUGAUAAUGUUCUUUCCGAAUACCGAGAAGAUACUCUUGGAUUGGUUGGAUUAAAUAUUGCUAUUCGUGGAGUUAUGGUUUCAAAUGAAAAACCAGUUACUGGAUGGAUGCCUGUUAGGGGUCCAAAACGAAUAGAAAUUGAAAAAUCAGCAGAGUUAAAUUCAUUAGGUCUGGAUCAAAUAAUAUCCGCCCAAUUGUUGGCGUCUGACUAUCGCAGUUACGUACGAAUAAUUCUAAAUAAAAAAUAAUUGUAAUUAAAUGUAUUUUGUUUUUAUAAUUUGUAAA